Molecule: messenger RNA, 1794 nt
Organism: Vitrella brassicaformis
Lineage: Eukaryota; Vitrellaceae
Source: the annotation of a GenBank genome assembly
GGCCAUUCAUGAAGUCACAACUGUCAGCCUACCGGUUAUCAUCCCUCCCCCCUGCAGCUAUACACGAUACAUAUAACACACACAUCCAUCCAUCCAGCCAGCCGUGUGCCCACCUCCUCCCUCCCUCCCUUAUCUACAUCCACUCACACACACACACACACACCACUCACUCACUAGCCAGCCACACACGCACACAGCCUUCACUCAUGCACUUGACAGCAAGACAGCAAAACCCUCCCGAGCAACGAACGCAUCAAACCCAUGCAUGCAUUGGGUCAUCAUCCCUCCCUCUCUCCCUCCGUCCCUCCGUCCGUCCCUCACGCGACGCUACAGUUGAAUGGGAAUCGGGAUUUCUUGCCGCCCGUCCGCUGCACCUUCGGCUUCUUGUGCAGAGAUAUCGGGGCGCUCGGGCUGGACGCAGACGACGGCACGCCGCCCUGCCGUCACAACAACACAUCACAACACAACACAACACACACUCACCCGAGAUGAGCAGCAUGAAAAGAUCAAUACACUAACUGAGUGGAGCCGCGGCUGUAAAUGUAUGUAUACCGACCGGUGUGAAAGAUGGGUUGGCGUCGCCCCCUGCGGCCGCCUGAGGCGACGCGCCACUGGACGUCCCGCUCGACGCUGGAGGGGCCGUGGAUGCCAACUCCUGGACAUACACACAGCACACAUCACACAGAAACCGCAACACAGACAGAGUGUCUGUCCGCCCGGCCGUGUGGUGUGUGUCGUGGGUAAGAGUACUUUAAUGUCUGUGAUUUGUUUCUGCUGCAGGGCCGCCUCGCCCCCCCGGCGGAGGAACUCAUCUCCCAGGUACUCAAACACCUCCGACACGUUCAGAUUGUCCUUGACACACGUCCUGCACGGCAUGCAGCACAAGACACACAGACAGACAGACACACACGACAGAGAGAAUCGAGCUUGUCUGUCUGCUGUGUCACUCGCUUUGCCCCCAUACGUGCUGCUGCACAUGUGCGUGUACCGGUAUAGUUUGAGCGACAGUUUCCUCGCCAACCCCUCCACCUCGCCAGCGCUCAUCUCAGCCUGAGAACAACACAAAGGUCAUCUCAGCGCCGGUCGCUCUCCCCACCCUGCUGGCUGACAUGACCCACCUGGUCGAGCAGGUCCACUUUGUUCUGCACCAGCGCCAUUGCAAUGGGGCCGCACUCCUCCGCCACCUUGCUGCACCAAAUACACCAACACAGAGGAAUCGCCCCUCCUUCGCAUCUUCCAUCCAUCCAUCCAUCCAUGUGCCUCCCUCCUCACUCACGCACUCACUUGUGCCACCUCUCGACGGCGUCGAAGCUGUUCCUAUCGUUGGUGCUAAAGCUGACUAUGGCCGCCCCGGCGCCCUUGUAAUACGCACGGGUGACGGCGUCGUACUCCUCCUGCCCGGCCGUGUCCCACAGCAGGAAGGUGAUCUCCUCGCCCGUCGACUUGAGCGUCGUCCGCUUCUCCAGGAAAUCUACCUGACGACCACCGCCCGCAGCACACACACACACACACACACACACACACGCGCACAUCAGCCGGCGGAUCUGUGGUGGUUGUGGCUGCCUUUGGCUCACAGCGAGUGUCUUCUUGUAGUCGUCUGUGAAGACGCCCUUUGCGAAUCGUGUGAUCAUGGAGGUCUUGCCCACUUUGCCAUUGCCGACCACUAUCACCUUGAGCGUCGUCUCAAAGUCCUCCUCUAUCAUCGCUAUACCAGCCUGCACAACUCCUCAAACAGGCCAGAACAAGCCGAGAGCGACGCCUGACGCCACUCUUUCUUUAAAAGCUAUGGCUCCU